This is a messenger RNA of Staurois parvus, 219 nucleotides long. The record is from the annotation of a GenBank genome assembly. NCBI's taxonomy places the organism in Eukaryota, Metazoa, Chordata, Amphibia, Anura, Ranidae.
CACUGCAGAGUGGCACAGGUGGGGGGCACAGGUGGGUGCACUGCUGGGCACAGGUGGGUGAUCUGCUGGGCACAGGUGGGCGGAGCUAGUGGGCGCACUGCUGGGCACAGGUGGGCAGAACUUGCGGGGUGGCACUGCUGGGCACCGAUCAUCAGGGCACUGAUCAUCACGUGUCAUUGGACACCGCUGAUCACGUGGUAAAAGGUCGCUGGGAUCGGC